Anopheles arabiensis is the source of this 1022-nucleotide messenger RNA. Its product is annotated as mobility group protein 1A-like. NCBI's taxonomy places the organism in Eukaryota, Metazoa, Arthropoda, Insecta, Diptera, Culicidae. Gene Ontology annotation, molecular function: transcription cis-regulatory region binding. The transcript is spliced from 3 exons. The record is from RefSeq and is a predicted model, not a curated record. The coding region runs from base 208 to 543 and encodes 111 amino acids.
UCCAAGUGCUCUGGCUCUGUUCACAGUUCGCUCGAGUCCCCGAAGUAAGUUGUUCUGCGCCCUGUCUGGUGCUCUGUGUGUGUCCAUAGGAAAAAAGUGGUCAUAAAUUAGUGCAUUUUGUGCGGCCUAUUUCUCCAGUAUCUUACUCCGGACAUUUUUAUUGUUUGUGACUAAAACCUAGCAAAAACACGAAAAGUAAUUGCUACCAUGGCUGAGAAACCAAAGCGUCCUCUAUCAGCGUACAUGCUGUGGCUGAAUUCGGCCCGCGAACAGAUCAAGAAGGAGAACCCCGGAAUUAAAGUGACAGAAAUCGCCAAAAAGGGCGGAGAGCUGUGGAGAGGAAUGAAGGAUAAGUCGGAGUGGGAAUACAAGGCGGCCAAGAUGAAGGAUGAGUACAACAAACAGAUGCAAGACUUCGAGCGAAACGGAGGAAGCAAGGACGCCGGAACCAAGAAAAAGAAAGGUGCAAAGAAAGUUGUCAAAAAGAGCAAAAAGAAGGAUUCGGAGGAUGAAGAUGACGAGUCUGGAGAUGAGAGCGACUGAACUAAUCACUAACCUUAAAAUAAUUAUUUUUAAUUUAUUGUGUAAAUGUUCGGGGCCUUACUUCAACAACAAAACCACAGCCAUCUCUUUCUCUCCCCCUGUCUUACACGCCGGAAACAGAACAGCCAACGCACUACUUGAGGACAGUCCUCGCUGUCCCCAGUCCCAGUAUUCCUGAAUACUGACCCUGCUACGUACAUCGUACUAGUAAAAUAACCCUCUAAAACCACACCCCUCCCGGCAACCCCCCGUCAGUAUAAUGAAAGGCUUUCCGACAGUUUUGAUAAACCGUCAAAAAGAUUCCUUCUUCAUCAAAACUACUACCCUAAUACUGCUACUACUGUUCACUAACCAAAAAAGAUCUAUCAACUUGCCACCGCGUCACACACAACUUUACACAAAAUUGAAAUGAAAACGAACUAAAAAAACGUAAAAUGACAAGUGGAAAAAUAGAGUUUUACCUAUUGAACAACCAAAAA